GGUCCGGGUGUUCCGGCCGCCCGGUCCUCUCCACUGAACUCCAACCCCCGCGCUCUCUAUCAGCAUCUCAUUCCUGUCUCAAUAUGUCUCAAGAUGGCGGCCAAUGCAGGAUCGAUGUUUCAAUAUUGGAAGCGCUUUGACUUACAACAACUACAGAAAGAACUAGACGCUACCGCCACACAGCUUGCCAACAGACAGGACGAAAGUGAACAGUCCAGGAAGAAACUCAUCGACCUAAGCCGCGAGUUCAAGAAAAACACACCAGAGGAUUUCCGGAAACAGGUUGCCCCUUUGCUCAAGAGCUUCCAAGGAGAGAUCGAUGCCUUGAGUAAAAGAAGUAAAGAAGCAGAGGCCGCCUUCUUAAACGUGUACAAGAAAAUAAUCGAUGUCCCAGAUCCCGUACCUGUGUUGGAGCUGGCUCAGCAGCUGCAGCUGAAGCUCCAGAGGAUGCACGACAUUGAGACAGAGAACACCAAACUUCGAGAGACACUGGAGGACUACAACAAAGAGUUUGCAGAGGUCAAAAACCAAGAGGUGACCAUUAAGGCCUUGAAGGAGAAGAUCCGUGAGUACGAGCAGUCUCUGAAGAAUCAAGCCGAGAACCUGGCCCAAGAGAAGCAGCUCCAGCUACACAAUGACUAUGCAGAGAAGGAGAGGAAACUCCAGGAGAGCCAGGACUCCAUGUCCUCAAGGUUGGAAGAGGCCGAGCACAAGGCCCAGUCCCUACAGACAGCACUUGAAACAACUCAGGCCGAGCUCUUUGAUUUGAAGACCAAGUAUGACGAGGAAUCCACAGCAAAGGCCGAUGAGAUUGAGAUGGUGAUGACAGACCUGGAAAGAGCCAAUCAGCGAGCAGAAGCAGCUCAGCGAGAGACGGAGUCGCUCAGAGAGCAGCUGUCCUUGAGUAACCAAUCCCAGCAGCUCGGCAGCCCAGCCAAGGCCGACCCCGACACGGAUCUGCCGACGGAGGUGGCAUCCCACUUAAGUGUGGAGGCGGAGCUCAGGGCCAAAGAAAGGGAGACCGCCCAGCUGGUGGAGGACGUCCAGAGACUGCAGGCCAGCCUGACCAAACUCCGAGAGACCACCAGCUCCAAGAUCACACAGCUGGAGGAGCAGCUCAGCAGCAAGACUGCCACUCUCAAGGAACUGGAGGAGAAACUGCAAAAGCAAGCUGACUAUGAGGAGGUGAAGAAGGAGUUGAGUAUCCUCAAGUCUAUGGAGUUUGGAACAUCUGACUCUGUGCAGGACUCAUCCAAACCUCUGGAGGUGCUGUUGCUGGAGAGGAACCGCAGUCUUCAAUCUGAGAGCGCCGCUCUGCGCAUUGCCAACACCGAGCUCAGCGGCCGUUAUGCAGAGCUGCAGGUGGAGUUUUCGGGUGCCGUGCGCACCAGUGCGGAGCAGAAGGAACUUAUACUGAAGCUGGAGCACGACCUGAGCACCAUCGAGGCCAUGUCCUCCCUGCCACGUCCCGACGCAGACGGGUCAGAGGUCGGCAACAUGGAGAACAUCCCGGAACCUGUCAAAGAGGCCUCCGCAAUGUUUACUGGUUCAGGCGUAGGCCCCCACUCUGAGCUUCCUCAGGGCCAGAUGGACUCUCUGCUCUCCAUCAUCUCCAGCCAACGGGAGAGGUUUCGCUCCCGCAAUCAGGAGCUGGAAGCUGAGAAUCGCUCCGUGCAGCAGACCAUGCAGGCGCUGCAGAAUGAACUGGAUAGCCUGAGAGCAGAUAACAUCAAACUCUACGAGAAAAUCAAAUUCCUGCAGAGCUACCCUGGCAGAGCUGGAGGUAGUGACGACACCGUGAUGCGCUACUCCUCCCAGUACGAGGACAAACUGGAUCCGUUUGCUUCCUUCAGCAGGAAGGAGCGUCAGCGCAGAUACCUGAGCCUCAGCCCCUGGGAUAAAGCAACUCUGAGCCUCGGUCGCGUGAUUCUCUCCAACAAGAUAGCCAGGACUGUUGCUUUCUUCUACACCUUGUUCCUGCAUUGUUUGGUCUUCCUGGUGCUGUACAAGACCGCCUGGAGCGAGAGUAUCGGCCGAGACUGCUCCGCUUUCUGCGCUAAGAAGUACUCUGACCACCUCCACCAAUUCCAUGAGAAUGACCAAAACCUUUAAGCUGGUUCAACAUUCAGCAGCAUGCAUGUCCUGCUUUAAAAGUUUAUCUCAUGCUCAUCAUGAAGACGGAGCUUCACUUUUUUCCCUGCAAUAGCUUGACAUAUCCACUAGGGGGCAGUAUCGGGCUGUAAACUGUAAAUCAAGCGGUUUAUUCAUUGAUUCAAAAACAGGUUCUUCUUUUUUCUAUUCUAGAUAUAAUAAUAUUAAUAAUGUAUAACUCUAGGAAAAAUAUAACCUAAUGUUUCUUUCUUAUAGUCUUAACAUAAUACUGAAAGCCAAUCAUUAUGAUGAUGUAAUGUGUGUUGUUGUAGCACAAAGGUAAUGAAGUGUUUGUCUUCCUGUACCAAAGGGAUCACAGUACCAGGAACAUGUUGUGUUUUGUUUUGUUUUUUUGGGGUUCAGCUGGAAUUUAGAAUAAUUAGUGAAUUUAUUAAUAAAGAUGAAGUUGAUAUAACAUCAUAGGUAAUAUGGUUAACAUUAUAAUUUAUGUUUGAUUGGAGACUGUAAUGUAAAAGGUGGGUUAUUGAGGGCAUUUCAAGAGCUUAUGGUGGUUGAACAAUAUAUACAGUAGUUAUAAGUUCACUGGUCAUUCCUCUGACAUUUGCUCUACUUACAUUGACUAUGAUUGAUAUGAUUGAUUAUUUGGUAAGUACAGUUUUUAAUGAUUUGUGUAUUUGGUUACUGAGUAUAUCUUCUUAAUAUUCUUCUCUACGACAGAUCACUGUGCAUGCUUACUUCUUUCUUUUCUGACAUCGCAGAUAUAUUCCAAAUAAACACUAUGCAGUACA
Molecule: messenger RNA, 2900 nt
Organism: Cottoperca gobio
Lineage: Eukaryota; Metazoa; Chordata; Actinopteri; Perciformes; Bovichtidae
Gene: cux1b
Product: cut-like homeobox 1b
Exons: 22
Coding region: 94-2112 (672 amino acids)
Biological process (GO): intra-Golgi vesicle-mediated transport; regulation of transcription by RNA polymerase II
Cellular component (GO): Golgi membrane; nucleus
Molecular function (GO): RNA polymerase II transcription regulatory region sequence-specific DNA binding; DNA-binding transcription factor activity, RNA polymerase II-specific
Source: RefSeq, a predicted model, not a curated record